AUGCUGGCGACGAGCCAACCCGAGGCGUUGACACUCGUGAGAGGCGCACUUUGCAACGGCAAGAGCCGGAUUGCUCUGAACAUGUCGUGUGUGCGUCGCAGCGUUCAGGCAACUACCGCUUGGCGAAGCCGAGAAAGACGUUGCGGCGGGAUUCUGGCGUCCGCAAGCGUUCGGGUCGGGCAGCAGGCCGAAAUGGACAAUGGAGACUGUUGGGAACUUGAGUUCAGUCCAGUAGAGACGGGCCUCCCUCCGCCAAAUGAUCGCAAUUACCAGGACAACUCGACGCAUCCCAGAUAG
Molecule: messenger RNA, 297 nt
Organism: Colletotrichum siamense
Lineage: Eukaryota; Fungi; Ascomycota; Sordariomycetes; Glomerellales; Glomerellaceae
Exons: 2
Coding region: 1-297 (98 amino acids)
Source: RefSeq, a predicted model, not a curated record